GUAUUUAGCGUUUCAAAAGCAAAGUAUGAGCGAUAAUCAGACAUCAGCACCAAAGGAAUCCACAUUAAAUUGCGAGUGUCCACCACCACAGAUAGCACCAUCGGCAACAUCAAUUGCCGGUUGUCCAGCAAAUGUUGUGACCAUUCCCGUGCCCAUUUUGCAAACGGAGGGCACCUUUGCAUACGUCACCGUGAAGGGAUCACUGCAUGAUUAUACUUGCACCGUGUUUGGCCUAAAUCAAGCGGAGGUUCAGGCUCUGUCCCAACGGCUAUCGGUUAAGUCUUGCGUGAAUGGUGUUUUGGUUGCUGUACCGCCCAUGGUUAUGCUGAAUACCCUUGCCCAGCUUAGCUACAAAGUUGUUUGCAGUUGUGGCGAGGCCGAAAUCUGUUGGACAAUGCAGCGUGAGGUUUAGAGAAUUAUCAAUAUAAAAGCAUAGCGAAGCCAAUUCAUCAAUCACCAAACAAUCAAUU
Molecule: messenger RNA, 470 nt
Organism: Drosophila innubila
Lineage: Eukaryota; Metazoa; Arthropoda; Insecta; Diptera; Drosophilidae
Exons: 1
Coding region: 26-412 (128 amino acids)
Biological process (GO): negative regulation of biosynthetic process
Source: RefSeq, a predicted model, not a curated record